AUGUUAACAAACUCGAUCGUCAUACCACAAAGCUCCGGCGCCACCAUCAAAAACCGAGUCUCACUCUCUCUCUCUCUCGCGGCGAAUUUCAACGGUUUCGAAAUGGCAACAGUUCCAGGACAAUUGAUCUGGGAGAUCGUGAAGAGAAACAACUGUUUCGUGGUGAAACAGUUCGGUAGAGGCAACGCUAAGGUCCAAUUCAGCAAGGAGAGCAACAAUCUCUGCAACCUUAACUCCUACAAGCACUCUGGUCUUGCAAACAAGAAGACAGUGACCAUCCAGCCAGCUGGCAAAGAAGGUGUCGUGCUCGCCACCACCAAGACCAAGAAGCAGAACAAGCCUAAGCUCUCUGUCAACAAGUCUGUCCUUAAGAAAGACUUCCACAGGAUGUCCAAGGCCGUUGCUAACCAGGUGGUUGACAACUACUACAGGCCAGACUUGAGGAAAGCAGCUCUUGCUAGACUCAGUGUCAUCAGCAAAAGCCUUAGGAUUGCCAAGUCCGGUGCCAAGCAAAGAAACCGUCAAGCUUAA
Molecule: messenger RNA, 531 nt
Organism: Microthlaspi erraticum
Lineage: Eukaryota; Viridiplantae; Streptophyta; Magnoliopsida; Brassicales; Brassicaceae
Source: the annotation of a GenBank genome assembly